This is a messenger RNA of Alligator sinensis (Chinese alligator), 4763 nucleotides long. RefSeq names its product CTD small phosphatase like 2 (gene CTDSPL2). Gene Ontology annotation, molecular function: phosphoprotein phosphatase activity. The coding region runs from base 595 to 2055 and encodes 486 amino acids. The transcript is spliced from 14 exons. Lineage: Eukaryota; Metazoa; Chordata; Crocodylia; Alligatoridae. The record is from RefSeq and is a predicted model, not a curated record.
UAGAAACGCCGAGAGCACGCCCGACCUCCGUGUCUUGCCUACCUGUAGAUACUCGAGAUGCCGUAAACGCUCCUUGCAAGGCAGCUCCCCAGUCCGGGCCAAAUUCAUGCAGAUUACAUAAGUCAUUCUUCACUUAUUUCACCCGCCUCAAAAUAUAUAGUGUGGUAUUGUGGUUGAAACUUAAUCCUUUUCCCACCGGCCUCAGGAUAGGGGCCGAAAAACGACUACAUUUCACUUUGUAGUUAUUUCCCCCUCUACCCUACAGCAGUGUUGUGAGGCUUAGCAUCAAAUUAUUAGACUUUUUUUUUGUUUUUUGUUUAAGUUAAGGGGAUUCAGAAAGUAGCGUUGUAAUUUAUUUUUUAAUCUUAAAAAUGCACGUGCAAAGUGAUGACUACUUUCCAUCUUGAAACCUACGCUCAGCCUAAGGGGAGAAGCAGCGUCGCUAUGAAAGAGGUCUUCUUCUGUUCAUAGAGAAGUGGGGCUGGGAGGGACCUCCAACCCCCAUAUUCUCCAAAAUGACAUGACAAGAGAAACUAUUGCUUAUUGGCAGAUACUCUGAUGUACCAAAGCACCCAAGUCUAUACCUGAAAGACAAUGAAUGGGGAAGGGAUCAAGGAUCCUGUCUCCAAAGUUUUACAUGUGGUACACACAAAAAUGAGGCUGAGAACGCGGAAAGCUUCUCAGCAGUCAAAUCAAAUUCACACGCAGCGUGCUUUGAGGACAAAGAGGAAACAUUCAGAGGUAGAAGAAAGCUUACCUGUUGGAGGAGGAAAACCACAGAAAAAUGAAACUGGCUUGUUGUCUUCAAUCAAAAAGUUCAUUAAAGGAAGCACAACCAAGGAAGAAAGAGAACAUCCUGCAAAGAGAAGUAGAAUUGAACGUGACAUAGAUAACAACUUGAUUACAUCCACACCUCAAACAGGAGAAAAGCCUAACAAACAGAUCUCUCGAGUGAGACGGAAAAGUCAAGUAAAUGGAGAAGCUGGAAGUUAUGAAGUGACAAACCAACACGUAAAGCAGAAUGGAAAAUUAGAAGAUAAUCCUGCCACUGGCAGUCCCCCACGGACUACGUUACUGGGGACCAUAUUUUCUCCUGUUUUCAAUUUUUUCUCACCAGCAAAUAAAAAUGGAACAUCAGGAUCAGAUUCCCCCGGGCAAGCUGUUGAAGCUGAAGAGAUAGUCAAACAGCUUGAUAUGGAACAGGUGGAUGAAAUCACUACAAGUACUGCAACGUCGACCAAUGGAGCAGCUUACACUAGCCAAGCAGUGCAAGUCAGAUCUACUAUCAACAAUGGUUUAGAAGAAGUAGAGGAAACAAGCGAUCGUGAUCUACCACCACUGACAGCACCAGUAUCUCCAGACAGUGGUUAUUCAUCAGCUCAUGCAGAAGCCACCUAUGAAGAAGACUGGGAAGUCUUUGAUCCGUAUUAUUUCAUCAAACACGUUCCACCACUAACAGAAGAACAACUCAAUAGGAAGCCAGCUCUUCCACUGAAAACAAGAAGCACACCAGAAUUCUCUUUAGUUCUAGACUUGGAUGAAACAUUAGUGCACUGUAGUCUAAACGAGCUAGAAGAUGCUGCACUCACUUUUCCAGUUCUUUUUCAAGAUGUCAUUUACCAGGUUUACGUGCGGUUAAGGCCAUUCUUCAGAGAAUUUCUGGAACGUAUGUCUCAGAUUUAUGAGAUCAUUCUUUUUACUGCUUCUAAGAAGGUAUAUGCAGACAAGUUAUUGAACAUACUUGACCCUAAAAAGCAACUGGUCAGGCAUCGACUUUUCCGUGAGCAUUGUGUUUGUGUACAAGGAAACUACAUAAAGGAUUUAAAUAUUCUUGGUAGAGAUCUUUCAAAAACUAUCAUAAUAGACAAUUCACCACAAGCCUUUGCCUAUCAGCUUUCAAAUGGAAUUCCUAUAGAGAGCUGGUUCAUGGAUAAAAAUGACAAUGAACUCCUAAAAUUGAUUCCUUUUCUGGAGAAACUUGUAGAGCUGAAUGAAGAUGUCCGACCUCACAUCAGAGACAGAUUUCGCUUGCAUGACUUGCUACCCCCAGACUAAAGCCUUUUGUCAAGUUGCUGAAGGGGGAGAAAAUGCAGGACCCUUUUGGACUAAAACAAAAAACAUUGCCAUUACUGUUGAAAUUUUGCAUUUUUGUACCCCGUCUUGCUUUUCUUAUCUUUGGUGCCCAACAGUAAUCAAGGGUUACAGAAAGAGACUUUAUAUAUCUGAGGUCGAAUACAUAACAGUACAAUACAGUAGGUAGGCUAGAACAGAAAAGUCUUUAGAACUAGUGCGACUCCAACGAAAUUUUUUUUAUGUACAGGACAUCUGCAGUUUAUAAAGAAUUCUGUUUCUGCCACCAGCAGUUUGACCUGUAGAAACACAGGAUUUUAUGAUAUAGCAGAGAUUGAAAAUGGACUCUAGUUUUCUCUCUGUUUGGUGCUCUAAGUGGGUUUGUAGCCACUUUUCUGUUACUUUAAGAUUCUCAUUUCAACAGGAAUGGCCAGUAAAAGUUGUUUUAUUUUCCUGUUAAGGUUUAUAACCUUUUUACAUUUUUGACCUGUAUUAGAUUUAGCAUUUCAUUAUGCAUUCCUUUUAGUUGAGGCGCUUCAUAGUUUUUUCUGGAAAUAGCCAAAUUUUAUUAGGUUUUUUUUUAUUAUCCAGUUGAAUGGCGGUUUCCCUGCUUUGUCUGCCUGCACACUGUAUAUUUGUUUAAAAAUAUUCUCUAGUUUUAGUCCAUGUAAGUUUCAUUUAGAAAAACCUGCAUUUAUAUUUUGUUUCUGUAAUAUUCUACUGUAGUUGAAAUCUUUUCAAAAAUCAAGAGACUGGCUAGAUAAGAAAAAAUAUAAAAAUUACUAAUAUUCAGAAUAUUUAAACCAUUGUGAUGGCAUGUACUCUGGAAAGACGAUACCUUGCAGUGGCACACACAGCUGAUGGACAAGGAAUACCUCAGACCAUACUGUGCAUGCAAAUCUUGAAGGAGAAUUGGUUUGGUCAUCUGCUGGGUUUGAUGCAGUUUCAAAUACCGCUGCCUUCACUUUCCUCCAAGAAUGAAGUAUUCUGCACAGUUGCUCAGUAUUUUAAGAUGUUUUGCAUGGGCUGACGGUGCCUCUGCUACACUGCUCGUUACAAUCAGUUUCAAACUCCGUGUAGCAGCGUAGGUACCCGACAGUAACUAUGCACGAUCCUGUGGUACAGCACACUCCCAUGCCACCCAUGCAGUUCAUAUGCUAUCAUAGUGGUUUUCUAUGCUAUAUAGAAAUAGUCUUCAAGCCUUGGUUCUCUAAUGCAGCUACCGCAAGAGGUUGAUAUUUUUAUAAUGGUGUGUAAUCUCCUUUUCAGGAGGCUUUUUAUGGAAGGUAUAAUUUGUAAAAGUUAGGAUGCUUUGCCUCUCGACUGCAUUAACAUGCCACAGGCUCGGACUGUUUUUGUGUAAAAGAUGUCACAGAACGGCACUUUUUCUAAAGAGAAGUUUGAUAUUUUGUAUGCUUGUUAAGAAAGUACAGUAUUGGAAAUUAAAGGUGGACAACUGAUAAUUGAGAAGUAUGUCAAUUAAUUUUUUAUGUAUAUUACCUGUUUACUUGUACAAUUUUAUUGUACAAAUUACAUGCAGCUUCAUUUUCAAAUGAGUCCUUAAAAUAAGGAAAAAUCUUUUUAGGAAAACAUUUAAUUUUUGUAUUUUUGAUUUUAAAAGGCAUGAGUUAUGUCAACUUUUUCCAGUGUAUUAAUGAAGAUUUUAACUUUUCAUCAGGUUGAGUGUUUUCUUACUAUAUUAUCUGUUGUGUAUGUAGCUAGCACAUUGUGUCACUGAACUGUUAAAAAAUAGCAUGUAGAGCAAGCCUGUUUCGUGGAAAAUCCUUAUUCAUUAAAAAAAAAAUCAUCAUGGCAGAUUUUCUGCAAAAAAGUGAAAGCAUUUGCAAUUCAGAAUACUGAUUUUUUUUGUAUUUAAAGAAAGGUAUUUUGCUUGCAGGAAAGAAAUAAUACUACAGAUUCAUUUUAAUGAGAAUCUUUUAAAUGUAUUUAUCUUUAGGGCAUCUGGGCAUCUUUACGCUGUUUGUCUUAUGUCUUUAUUGAAAUAAAAUGUACAUAACAUUACCUUUAUAUAUGCUUUUGCGCAGACGUGUGAGCGCUGUAACCAUCCCUGUUCCCUCCUGUUUUUUGUUAAUGGGAUCUGAAAAUAUUUAUAUAUUUGAAAAUGGCAAGCUUGUACUUGAGUUGCUAUGAGGUUAUCCAACAAUUUUUAAAUUAAUUUUUUAAAAUCUCAAACACAAAUUAAGAGAGAUUUUUUUAAUGUAGUUUAACAAUGAAUCCCUGUUUAGAGUGGAAUUUCUUCCAAAUUGCUAUAAAUAAUAUAUUGUAAAAUAUAAGGAUUUUUUUUAAUUCACUGCUAAAUCUAACAUAAUGGAACUGGUUUGAAUAAAUAAUUCAUGGACAUUCUCUAUGAUUCAAGAUGGCGGCAGACAAUUGCCAUCCAUUCGAAUAGUUUCCCUAAGUGUUUGCAUUCUAAUUUAUGACAUUUUUGAGUAAAACCAUUACAAAAUUGUUCUUUUUAUUUAAGCCAAAGCAUGCAUUGCAUUUUACAGACCUAUCUGUGAUUUCAUAUCACUGAGGAAAAUUAGAAUGUGAUAUUUUACAGUCUGGCUUCUAGUAAACGUAGGGAAAAUGGGUGAUUUAGUACUACCUAGAUGCACAACAAAAAUAAUCUAUACAGACUGCUCUGUAAUACAUAUUAAAUAUUGAUAUUUUACUGUGCUGCGUCUGAUCUU